Molecule: messenger RNA, 619 nt
Organism: Erpetoichthys calabaricus (reedfish)
Lineage: Eukaryota; Metazoa; Chordata; Cladistia; Polypteriformes; Polypteridae
Gene: tex55
Product: testis expressed 55
Exons: 4
Coding region: 16-411 (131 amino acids)
Source: RefSeq, a predicted model, not a curated record
CGUCAUCACGUUAGCAUGGACCAGGCACACGCCGUACCCGUUAUCCCUAGGCUGUAUUGUGUACCGUUGCCAGGCAACGCGGAUUCGAGCUCCAGGUCUGAGUCGAUUCAAGUGCGUAAAUCAGCGUUAGCAGCGGGAGGAACGGCGUUUUCCGGGAUGGCAGAAGGACAAUCAAUGGACAGGGUUCUGAUCACAGAGAAUCCAGAACUGGAAACCUCACUCACCAACCGAACGCCUCCAGCCUAUGAGGAUCCUUAUCAACGCUCAGUGAAGUAUAUGGAAAAGCAUAAUAUUCUUCAGAUUUUUCAAGAGAUGACAGAGAACCUUGUGUUUGAGAGACCAGAAGAUCCUCUUCAGUUCAUGUUAGAGCAGGUGCAGGCCAUGAUCAAGAACAAGGCAGAAGCAGACUGAAUUGGCCACUGUCCCGAAGAAAUGGAAGAAGAGGGAUGAAACCAUGGCAGGAGCCCAGACUACUUCAUCUGCCAGGUUCCACUAAACGAGGGGACCACACAGUGCAGACCACUGACUCUUCACUCACCACUGAAUGUAUUUGUGCAAGGUCUGGCACCACUGCUGUAAAAAACACCUGUUUCCAAAGUAAAGUCACUUUGCCCAGGAA